Messenger RNA from Cercospora beticola, 525 nucleotides. The record is from RefSeq and is a predicted model, not a curated record. Lineage: Eukaryota; Fungi; Ascomycota; Dothideomycetes; Mycosphaerellales; Mycosphaerellaceae.
CUUCACGAAAUAUGACUAAUGCACAUCCUUAAGGCAAUGCUUCUUGCGGGCUUUUGCACGGAGUUGGACUGAACUCGUCUCUGAGGCGAGGAGAUCAAGACUGGACACUCUCUGCCGCUGCGGCAGCAGGAACAGCUUUUUGCUCUUUCUUUUGUCAGUUGCACAGAUCUUGGACUGCUUUUUUGGUUGUUUUGCUUGAUGCAUUAUCACGGAAAGAAGCGGACCCAGGUCGGGCGACUGCCUUCGCCAUAUUUCCUUUCUGCUAUUGUGCUUGGUACGAACAUUUUUCGCUUCUUAAUCCAUAGACUGGACCAAUUCCGUCGCGUGGCUUGCGAGUCGAGCUCGACGACGAAGGCGACUUCUGCUAGGCUGGUCUUUCGAGGCAGGUCAAAGCGGAGUCGCGACAAAAACAAUCAAUAUUGGCACGACGCUGGCUUGGAGAAUGUGUCUUGAUGGAGGGGAAUGUUGGAUGAUACUUGGUAGUGCGUAGGUACUGAGAAUGAGAGACGUCGGCCACAAAACUUG